This is a messenger RNA of Acanthoscelides obtectus, 1542 nucleotides long. The record is from the annotation of a GenBank genome assembly. Lineage: Eukaryota; Metazoa; Arthropoda; Insecta; Coleoptera; Chrysomelidae.
UAACCACUUGGUACGCUUCAUGAACUUGCUGGUAGCAUUUCCAUUUCCCUCGUAGCCGCAAGUUUCGCCAUCGCAUACGACUUACAUGAACGUUGUAUCCUUCUAAACCUACCGAUAAAUAAAUAAUGAUAGCUUGUUGCUCAGUUCAGUCGGUGCGGCGGUCGGUGCAAGCCGCGGUCUAGGAGAGAGCAUUUCAACUUGCACAGAACGGUUUGGCUUCUCUCAUCUUGCUCUUGUACAGUUACAGUGAAGCCUAGAAAACCGCAGUAAUCAUUGCGUUUGUCGUCCAUGGCAUUUUCUCCGUCGUCAUAAGUGUUUUGUUACAUAUCUGCAUUUUUUGCGUGACUACGUAGAAUUAAAGAUGACAUACUCUACUCUUUGAUUCUGUGAUUGAAAGUCUGUUAGUCUGCCUACCCAUAUACCGAACACGUUUAAGGGGAAAAGAGAAAGAAGGAAAGAAAGGAAGGAAGAAAUAGCGCAAAGAAAAGAAGUAAAUUAUUUGAAAUAGAUGACUGUAACAAUAACGACCAAGCACCAUGAAGUAGCGACAGAUGAUAAUGAUAACGAAACCUGCUGUACAACAGAGGAAAAAAUGCAUCCCCAAGAUUACACCCAAUCCCUGCUGGAUGACCUUCCGCCAGUAAAAGAGGAUGACUGUAUUACAGAGGAAGUAGUUUAUGAUGAAAUUUACUACGAAAAGUCAAGAGUAUUAUUAGAGUACCAAGAUGCACCUGAAUACUUGAAGCACAACCCUUUUAUCCGAAAAGGUUACCGACAAAUGUUGAGUACUGAGCUCUGUAUAAGAAGUUUAUUUUGGUGGACAAACGAAACUAUCAACAUAUGGUCACAUAUAUUCGGUCUGUUUCUUUUCCUCUGCCUUACUGUCUACGAUUUCAUGAUUCUACGGAUUCAAGCUACGUGGGGAGACAAAAUUAUAGUGGCAAUUUUUUUAACAUGCUUUGUGUCAUGUAUGGGCCUUUCAGCUAUGUAUCAUACGUUUUCAUGUAGAUCAGAAGUGGAUUGCUACCGAUUUUUAUCUUAUGACUUAUUUGGUAUAGCUUUAUCUCUGCUAGCCGUAUACACGUCUGGAAUUUACUACGCAUUUUGGUGUGAGACUGAUCUGCAAUUGUUUUACUUGUCAUCGGUCACUUUGAUAUUCUUAGUGGCUAUGAUUUUGCAAAUACCGUCACUGAACGUCGACCCCAAUGUGAAGAUGAUAGUAUUUGUCGCAUGGGGUUGCUAUGGCGUUAUUCCAACAGUACACUGGAUUUUCAAACUGGGGGGACUUGAUAAUCCAGUCGUAAAUUUACUGGUGCCUCGAGUCCUAGGCAUGUACGGAAUCAGCGGGACUGCCUUCCUGAUCUACAUAACGAAGAUUCCAGAACGCUUUUGUGCUGGUCGAUUUGACUUUAUCGGCCACUCUCACAACUGGUGGCACUUGUUCGUCCUAUUGGCACUCUAUUACUGGCAUAACAGCGGACUCGUUUAUAUUGAAUACAGGCUCAAUCAUGCUUGCCCUAAUAAAAUGAAAUUUCCUUAAGC